Molecule: messenger RNA, 2050 nt
Organism: Aaosphaeria arxii CBS 175.79
Lineage: Eukaryota; Fungi; Ascomycota; Dothideomycetes; Pleosporales
Exons: 1
Coding region: 97-1890 (597 amino acids)
Source: RefSeq, a predicted model, not a curated record
CUUUCAUCCGGACUCCUUCACCAAACGGGAAUUGCCCCCUUGCCUUAACCGGCACUAACACUAACUCCUCGGUCCCUUACAUCAAAAAUCACGACCAUGUCCUCCCGUGGCGUCCCUGAGGUGUUGAUGAAGAAGGUCGACGAGUAUGUCGAUUCGCUGGCCCCUCAGAUUCAACCCCGCAUCACCGCCGAGCUCGAGACUUUCCAACAGAAAACCAUCGACAGUCUAGAAGGACAGGUCGUCGACGCUUUCCGAUCUUUAUUCAAUAAGGACAAAAAUAAUUCUUCAGAUGGCUCACGAGGACCGUGGAAUCUAAAUGAUGCCGCACCAGAUGCCUAUGGCGGUCAAUCGUUGCCGUUUGCUGACGAGAUUGCCAAAUUGACCCGCAGCUUCAGCAAGAUCUCCGACGAGGCUGGUGAUGACUUGCGAGAUAUCUUUGACCUCACUGAGGGCCGUGGCAACUCGGGAGACACGCAGUCUCGUGGCUUUGAUACCUCUGGAGGUGCGAAGGGUUUUCUCUCCAGCGCCUUUAAUGCCGUGCAAGAGCACCUUGAUAACAACGGCAACGGAAACGGAAACAAAGGUCAAGGGUUUGAGCUGGAUGGCCUUCUCGGUAUUUUGAGCAAUACUGUCAAGGAUGCCUCGCGGAAUCCGGAGGAAAAGGCUCGACUCAUCAGCCCAGAAAUCAAGGAAAAGGUCGGGGAGAAGCUACGAAUGCAGCAUGCACCCAUCGCGGAGCAGUUCACACGCAUUGCGCUCGACCACAUCAAGCGCUGGCUACGCGGAAAUACGAGCACGCGAGACCUCGGUGAUGGCGCCAAAGCCGAGAUUGAGGAUCAGGUUAAAGAUCUCGUGAAGGGCCUCGGAGGGCUGUUUGGAAGCAAGAAGCAUUCCAGUGGGGAAGAGUCAUCGAGGGGCUUCGGGGACCAGGAUCGCGAUGGUGACGGAGAGAGAGGCGGCGGCUUUUCCAAGGUCAUUAGCGACAAGCUCAGCACAGGUCUUGCCAAAGUCCAUCGCGAGGUUCGACUCGAAUUCCGCAAGAUCUUGGGUGCGAUUGAGAAGCAGUUGUUUGAACUCUUGCCUGACCAGUUCCAACGCCCACUGGAGAAGAUCCUCGGAGGCAAUCCGUUUGACUCCCAGCUUGACCGUGAUGCUGGCGGUCAGAGGGACCGCGGGUUCGGAGACGACAUCAAGUCCAAAUUGCUCAGCAAGAUCCGUGAUCUCGUGCGAAAGGUCCAGGAGACGCUCCGUGAAAGCAUUCUAGGAGUUGUCAAUGGCGGACAUCGCAAGUUCGAGCGCGAGAGCUGGAUUUUCGUCCAUCGAACUGUUGAAGAAAAGGUGCAGAGAUAUUUGCCUAAUGUGAAGAUCUCCGUGCCGGAUGAUAUUGGCAAUGAGAAUGUCAGCGUUGGGGCACCAACCUCAAACACGCAGAUCGGUGGAAACACUGGAAGCCAAGGGGGACCACCAUCGCAGGGUGACUACAAGCCACCGCCACCGCAGGAGUAUCAUGAGGGACAGUCUCACGGACAGCAAGGAUACAACCCUCCUCCGCAGCAUCAUAAUAACCAAGAGUACCGACCGGAUGAACAUCGUCCACAGCUGGAGUAUAGGCCGCCGCAAGAUCAUUCUUACGACUCGCGACCAAAUCAGUACCCGCCACCUCCGCAGUACCAAUCGAACCAGGGCUAUGAUCACAACCAAGGAUAUUCACAGAACCUAGGGUACCAGCAUCAAGGGCAAACUCAAGGAUAUGGUGGGAACCAGGGCUAUCAAGGGGGUGAUUACCAGCAGCAGCCGCAGCAGGGAGGCUACCAGCAGCACAAUCAGGGCUACCAACCCAAUCAGGGAUACCAGCAACAGUUUGGCCAUGAUAACAAUCAGCGGUAUUGAUUGUUGAUGGAUGUACAUGGCAUGACAUAGCAUAGCGACAGACUUUUGAUAUAGCAAGACAGGCUCGCUUUCACUGCCUACUGCGCACAUCAAAGUCCAGGGCAUCUCACCUUUGUAGAAACAAGCGAUAGCAUCAUAUAAUUGCAAGCAUCUUCGCCAG